This is a messenger RNA of Lepus europaeus (European hare), 1191 nucleotides long. It is a transcript of the gene CABS1, whose product is annotated as calcium binding protein, spermatid associated 1. The transcript has a single exon. Gene Ontology annotation, molecular function: calcium ion binding. Gene Ontology annotation, biological process: spermatogenesis. The record is from RefSeq and is a predicted model, not a curated record. Lineage: Eukaryota; Metazoa; Chordata; Mammalia; Lagomorpha; Leporidae. Bases 1 to 1191 code for a protein of 396 amino acids. Gene Ontology annotation, cellular component: motile cilium; mitochondrial inner membrane.
AUGGCUGAAGAUGGUUUGCCUAAAAUUUAUUCUCAUCCUCCAACAGAAAGCGGUAAAACACCAAAUGAAGCAACCAUUUUCUAUGGGGCUGACAGCACUGUUACAAGAUCAGAAAAAACAAUUACUUCAGAAGGAGACCACAUUACUUCAGUAAAUGACUUCCUCCUAGAAACUGAUUUUUCAACAACUACAGGUAAUAAGCUUACCCCUACAAAGGAAAGACUCAAAUCAGAGGAGGAUGUGGAGACCCAUAUUAUUAAGCCAACAACUCAUCUGGAGAAAGAAGUUACCAGUCUGUCUGGCACUACAGACUCCAGAGCCAAUGAGUCUAUUACUGAAAAUUUCAUUUCAAUGAAACAUGGGAGCAUUUCAUCACCAGUUGCUACUGUUUCUUUAAUAGAUUUUUCCACUGACAUAACAAAAGAAGACAUCCUCUUGGCGACUAUUGAAACAGAGGAUGAAGAAAUCACAAUAACUUCUGAAGUCUCUGGCACACCAGAAGAAAGCAACACCAGCGUUGCUGACACCCCUGCUUUUUCAGCUGAAACAGGUGAAGCUGAUGUAAAUGAUAUUAACGCCUCGAUCAAAUCCAAUAUCCCUGCUGAUGACGCUGUCGCUGACUCCAUUAUACCUGAGGAUGAAAUCCCUCCUUCUACUGAAAAACACUUCACCACUAUUCCAGACAUAACUGACCUUGAAGAGGAGAACAUAACUGAAAUUGACCUAGCUAUUUCAGAGGAUGACCCCAGUGCUGUAACUAAAUUUACCGACUCUGAUGAGGAAAAGUUCAUCACCGUGUUUGAGCUCUCUACCCCUCCUGAAAAAGACAAAGAUAAUCCAGAAGAUACUCCACUAGCCGACAAAGACUCUACUGAGGAGGUCAAUAUUUGGGUGGAGAGUGAUGUUGUAAAUAAACCGGAAACCCACUCCGUUCUGCUCACUGCCGUUGAAUCCAGAUACGACUUUGUUCUCCCUGCAACAGCUGCUAUGAACUUCAUAGAUGAAUCGGCUAUCAACACUACAGGAGAUCUCCCUGAAGACAGCAGAGCAGAAUCUGUAACGAGCAUCUCUGAAUCACCGUCUGACGCUACCCCUGUAGAAGAUACCCCAAACUACCAGGAAGACACGUCUACAACUGAAACAGGAAUCUUUAAACUACUGAAAGAAGAUCCAGACGAAUUCAUGAUUUGA